Bactrocera oleae (olive fruit fly) is the source of this 1413-nucleotide messenger RNA. Lineage: Eukaryota; Metazoa; Arthropoda; Insecta; Diptera; Tephritidae. The record is from RefSeq and is a predicted model, not a curated record.
AAUGACUUUCUCUAACGCGCAAGUAGAAAUAUUAUAAUAGUUAUGACAACAGCUAUGAUACACUCACAAGUAAAGUGGUAAUAUUUCCACAGUUUAUGUAAUAAAUGACAUGGUGAAUGUCAUUGUGGUCCCAUUCAUGAGUACAUACUCAAAAUUAUUGCAAAUUGUUACAAUUAUGUGCACCCAUGUGGCUCAGUUUGUCAUCGAAGUCUGUGAGAUCCAAAACCUUUUACCUGCAAGGAUGAGAAAAUCAUAUAUUUUAUGGAUUUGGAUACUACUUUCUGCGGUAUUGCCAGAAAAAAGUGAAGCAUUACCUAAAUAUGAUAACAAUUCAAAGGCGGCGCAUCGAAUGGGGCCUAGGCCGGCAGCAAGCCUUAAUCCGUCACUGGGGGAUGGCCAAUUCAAUGAAAGCCAAUCCAUUUAUGAGCCAAACACACAAGCAACUAAAGAGCGACUACAGCGUUUGGGUUACACAACUGGAUAUGGAACCAUAAAUGGAUAUCCGGGAAGUACAGGUAUUUCUGCUUACAAUCCAAUUAAAUUGGACCUAGGAGGAGUUGUACUGGGAACAUUGGUUGGUAUUGGCGCUAUUUUAAUAAUUCCAAAGUUGUUAAGCGCUUUCCAUGGAGGAUAUGCUGGUUAUGGCCGAAGUGAAAAUGACAACGAUCUAAUAUCGCUCUCAAAUGUGAUGAAUCGAAUUGAUGAUAUUCUUAGUCAAAACAACAUAGAUUCAACGGGUUGCAUGCAACGUGCUGUUUGCAGUUAUGUUCGGUCAACCGAGUUCAACUUAAAAACAGGUGUUCCAGACCAAAUAGAGGAAUUCAUUCGUACGCUCUCGGAUUUCAGGUGAUACAAAAAACUGUUAAGUGAAAAAAACUUUUAUACUCUGUAGAAACAUAGCAAAGAUCGACUUAGUCAAUCGGAUGUCGUUAUUAAGCCAUUCAAUUUCAUCAAAAUAAACAACCGAGCAUAUUUGAAACCAUAGGUCAGUCAUUUCCGUUGAGUUAUUGGGACGCAACAUAUCCGAAGCGUUUGAUGUCAGAAAAACCACUUCUUCAAUGAAAUUCGGGCGGAACCGAACACUUCAUACUCUUGCAACUUGCAAGGAACAAAAGCGAAGGAACACUUUUAGUUUUUGGCAAAACCUUAUUAUGAACUAAGGAAAGUAUCGACGUGCGUGAUUCAUUUAAGGAAAGAGGAUACACUGUUAUUAGAAAAAUAUUCUUUUCGAAUUUCAUUAAGAUUUCUUACAUAUUGACCAAUAUAUGUGGUAAAAAGCGAACCAGAUGUUCGAAAAUAUAUGUGUUAAGUAUAUGGGGUAUUGACCUGCUUUGAUCCAUUUUUAUCACAAACCAUGUAAUAGUGCGAUUUCGAAAAUUUUUGGACGCUAGAUAAAAUACCUCGAGGGCACUA